Molecule: messenger RNA, 1569 nt
Organism: Spea bombifrons (plains spadefoot toad)
Lineage: Eukaryota; Metazoa; Chordata; Amphibia; Anura; Pelobatidae
Gene: ENPP5
Product: ectonucleotide pyrophosphatase/phosphodiesterase family member 5
Exons: 4
Coding region: 269-1222 (317 amino acids)
Source: RefSeq, a predicted model, not a curated record
CUUCUGGAGAACGAUAUCCGUCUUGGCGCUGAUUCACUCAGCAGCUGAGUGCCUGAAGCUCGAUCAGCGGAAGGUUUUGGUGGUCUCCUUCGAUGGCUUUCGGUGGGAUUACAUCAAUAAGUUUCCAACCCCAAACUUCAAGAGUUUGAUAGAGAAAGGGGCCCACGUGACGCAGGUCCACAACAUAUUCAUCACGAAGACCUACCCCAACCAUUACACCUUGGUGACGGGGCUUUACGCCGAGAGCCACGGCGUGGUGGCCAACGAGAUGUUCGAUCCUGUCCUCAACGAGUCGUUCUCCAUGACCGCCUUGGACGUGUACAAGCCGGAGUUUUGGGAAGACGCGGUCCCCAUUUGGGUGACGAACCAGCUAGAGGGUCACAAAAGCGCGGCCGCCAUGUGGCCCGGCACCGACGUGAAGAUCCACGACGUCUUGCCCUCCUGCUACUUGCGGUACGACGAGUCCGUCCCGUUUGAGUUCCGCGUCGACAGGAUCAUAGAGUGCUUCAACGGAGAGCUGACCAACCUCGGCUUGCUCUACUGGGAAGAGCCGGACAAUUCGGGACACCACCUGGGGCCCGAUCACCCGCUGAUGGAGAAGGUGAUUGCGGACGUGGAUGCCAUGCUGGGCUAUCUGGUGGACCAACUCAAAAAGGCCAAGUUAUGGGGCUCCUUGAACCUCAUCGUGACGAGCGACCACGGCAUGGCCCAGUCUUCUCUGGAUAGGGUCAUUCUGCUGGAUGACUAUGUUGACAGGCAGCUCUACAGGCUGAUAGACCACUCCCCGACGGUAGCCAUUUUGCCAAAAGCAGGUAAGCUUGAUGAAGUGUACCAGGCCUUGGCCAACGCGCACCCCAACAUGACUGUGUACAAAAAGGAGCGGAUCCCGGACCGCUUCCACUACAGAGAGAACGUCCGCGUUCAGCCCAUCCUUCUUCUUGCUGAUAUCGGUUGGACCAUCCUGCGAAACCGGUCCGACAUCUUUAACUGGGGUGACCAUGGCUAUGACAAUCUUCACCCUGACAUGUACCCUCUGCUUAUUGCCAGUGGCCCUGCCUUCAAAAAGAACUUCACUCAAGAUGCCCUAAACUCCACCGACGUGUACCCUCUUCUUUGCCACCUACUCGACAUCAAACCCUUGCCGAACAACGGCUCCCUGACCAACGCGAUGGACCUGCUUGUCCGCCACCCCCAACAAUGCCCUGCAUACGGAGGCGCCUAAACCGCAUCCGGACGCGCGUGGUCCACGAGAGACACGUCGAGAUCACUCAGCCGCUGUUAAGUUAAUUAAAGCCGCGGUUCUAAGUAUUGCACGAUGCUGCUGGAAGUGCCUGCUUCGCUUUACUGGGGAUAUCUCUCAGGGUAUGUUAGAUUUCUGUGGGGGGGGAAUAUUUACAGGUUGAAGAAAUCUAUCCUCAAAAAGAUAAUGUGUUAAAGCUUCUGAAGCCACGCAAGCCGAAACGCAGCUACGGAGCAGUGCCAAGUAUUUAGAUGUUAAUGCCCAGCGCCGUAUACCGCUAUACAGCCGAUAAGUCUUAUGCUAUAAGAGUUCCAAGGCUUGUUUUGGAG